This is a messenger RNA of Lachancea thermotolerans CBS 6340, 1605 nucleotides long. RefSeq names its product mRNA splicing protein PRP42 (gene PRP42). Gene Ontology annotation, cellular component: U1 snRNP; commitment complex; U2-type prespliceosome. NCBI's taxonomy places the organism in Eukaryota, Fungi, Ascomycota, Saccharomycetes, Saccharomycetales, Saccharomycetaceae. The transcript has a single exon. Bases 1 to 1605 code for a protein of 534 amino acids. Gene Ontology annotation, biological process: mRNA 5'-splice site recognition; RNA processing. Gene Ontology annotation, molecular function: protein binding. The record is from RefSeq and is a predicted model, not a curated record.
AUGGAUGAGUCGCUGGAUGAGGUCUUGGGUGAAAACUAUGGGAAGCUUUCUUUGAAGGUUUCUCAGUCGCCACUAGCUUUUGGUCACUGGGAAGAACUUAUCAACUAUUUGCUAGAGAAGGCCGGCCCGUUAAACAAGGCACUCAGUGGGCAGCUUAUACAGUUAAUACGACAAACAUACAAGUCAAUGCUCACAUACCUCCCUUACUUGGAGAACUACAGCAUCGAUUAUGCACUCUUUGAGUACAAGUUGGGAAAUAUCAAAGAAAUGCAUGAAGCGUUCACGGCGGCAUUGCAGAAGCAUAACAAUUACUCGUUACUAAUAUGGAUUGAAUAUCUCAAGGCCUGCAAUGAAGUAGUAAUAGACAACAAGAAGCUUUUCCGAAAAUACGAGCUAGCCGAGUCCUUCAUUGGGCUGCACUUCUACAGCGGAGAGUUUUGGGAGAUGUACCUGGAACAAGUCAGGAUGAGGUGUUCAACCCCAAACCGGUACAUCCUAAUUUUAAGAAAGGUUAUAGAGCUUCCCAUAUAUUCGUACAGCCGAUUCUACGCCAUGUGGCUUUCAGCUAUUGACGAUGUCAAGGACGUGAAACAAUUGGCAACAAUGGUUCCUGAACAAGAUCUCAAAAAGAAGGCCAAAAUAGAUGUUAGAGCUUCGGGCAGGAAAGGGCCUCAGCUCCAGGAAACCAAGAAACUCCUCAAACGUUACACGAAAGAAAUGUACAUGGUUGUACAGCAUAGAGUCUUGGAGUUCUACAACUUGUUUGAAAUUAACCUCAGAACUCAGUACUACACUUCAGCAGAAACAUUGAUCAACUACAAUGAAAUUACUACGUGGCUGAGGUACCUGGACUAUUCAAUUAAUAAUGGAAUCAAUCAGUUAACCCAGAUCAAUUUCCAGCGAGCAUUGAUUCCACUAGCACACUACGAGAUGAUUUGGCUCAAAUAUGCUUCUUGGCUCGUGCAGCAUCAAGAUUUUGUGUCAGCAAAAACUGUUCUACUACAGGGGCUGAGAAUUUCUCAUAAGAAAGCAAAGAUUAUAGAGAGAUUAUCAACCAUAAUGCUCAAAAUUGGCCACUACUCCGAAUUGAUACAGCUGUAUAAUGAGAUACAAAACGUUUACGGUGAAAAAAUAGAGGAGUUAGAUGAUUAUGAGCUAUUUUUCGAUUACUUCCUUUUUACAGCUUUCCUCGAAAAAAGCAUCAAUGACAACUUCAAGGCAGGUUGUGUUCGAAGCCAUAUUGACCCCCUAAAAUUGGCUUUAAAACGGUUAAGUUACGGGGAAAACAAGCGUGGACAAGUUGAGCUUCUCCACGCAGUCUGUCAAAUGUACUCACGGUUUUCCCAUGAAACACUCGAGAACAAAAUUUUCAGGCCCAUCAUAAACCAGGAUUGGUCUUUUUACCUGAAUAACGGGAUGUUUUGGUUCGAAUAUUGUCAUAGCGUAUGGUUUGAUCCUUCUUCGUCCUACUUAGAAAAAAGAAGGAACAUUGUAAACAACAUAAUUCCGUUAGCUGUCAAGCAGGAGCCCAAGGCAACCAAAGGUGUUGUAAAAUUCUGUGAAAUGUAUCUUCCAGAAGAUCUCAAGUUGUGCAAUAAAACCUAA